CUGACGAGAGAUGUUUCUGAUUUGAAGUUGCUACUCUAUGCGAGCAACCAAUCAACGCGAUCUGAUACGAUCAACCUUCGACUUGAACGGCGUAAAAGUGCUUUUAGGCUAGUAUCUCUAGGCGUAACCGAUGUCAACUCAAAGGGAAAGCACAGAGAGCGGAGCUAUGAGGAAACGAAUGAAACAUGAGGUGGCAGAAAAGGCGGGAGAUGAAGCAGAAUCAAAGACUGUAGAGGAGGAAGAAUUCGAGACCAACAUUGCUGGAUCUGAAGAAAUGGAACUCAGUGUCUCUCUUAUUCUUGAGAAGAUUGAGAGUUAUACUCAGAGGGUAUCUGAGCUCCUAGAAUCAGGGAAAACAAUGUUGAAGGAGCUAAGCGAUGAAUUUGAAGAGAAACUGAUUAUGAUUCACAAGGAGCAAGUGGAAAAAUGGCAAGAAGAAAUCAGAGAACUGCGUGCACUCGAUGCUUCAAAUGAGGAAGCCAAUGCUCUUCUGCAUAAUGCUCGACAUCUUCUUCAGCCCACUCGCGAUCAUUAGUGAGGGUAAUUUUCUGAUGUAUAUGUACAUUCAUUAAUCAGGAAAUAUGUAUGCCUUGGUAGGAGUUUGAAUGUGCUAUGCUAGCCUGGGGAAUACUCGGGCACUAUUGGAUCAUUAGGAAUUUAAGAUUGGAUUAAUUUGAAUUGGGCUGUUUCCCAUCAUCUAAAUCUUAAUGUGCAAUAUAUACUCAUCACAAUUGGUUAAUAUAGGCGGGGGAGUUAUA
Glycine soja is the source of this 758-nucleotide messenger RNA. RefSeq lists its product as uncharacterized. Lineage: Eukaryota; Viridiplantae; Streptophyta; Magnoliopsida; Fabales; Fabaceae. The record is from RefSeq and is a predicted model, not a curated record. Bases 131 to 535 code for a protein of 134 amino acids. The transcript is spliced from 5 exons.